This is a messenger RNA of Ilex paraguariensis (yerba mate), 369 nucleotides long. The record is from the annotation of a GenBank genome assembly. NCBI's taxonomy places the organism in Eukaryota, Viridiplantae, Streptophyta, Magnoliopsida, Aquifoliales, Aquifoliaceae.
AUGGCUACUGUACCAGUUAAUCCUAAACCUUUCUUGAACAAUUUGACUGGAAAGCCUGUCAUGGUAAAACUCAAGUGGGGCAUGGAGUACAAAGGUUACCUUGUCUCUGUGGAUUCUUACAUGAACUUGCAGUUUUUGAAAUUGGGAAUUGAUUUAUCAGCUAUUUCCAACCUUUCUCAGCAUUUGACCCGUGUUUAUGAUUUCCAUUUUGUAACUAAUGGGACUUAUCUGCAGCUGGCUAAUGCUGAAGAAUAUAUUGAUGGACAGUUCACUGGAAGUCUUGGAGAGAUCUUGAUCAGAUGUAACAAUGUUCUCUAUCUUCGUGGGGUACCAGAGGAUGAAGAAAUAGAAGAAGCUGACCAAGACUAG